Molecule: messenger RNA, 752 nt
Organism: Stylophora pistillata
Lineage: Eukaryota; Metazoa; Cnidaria; Anthozoa; Scleractinia; Pocilloporidae
Cellular component (GO): mitochondrion
Source: RefSeq, a predicted model, not a curated record
GUAAGGCUACACGAUCCAAAUAAUUAAAAAUUCUGUGCAGAGGAAGAAACCAUCUUUAAGUGUUUCGACAGAGCAUUAUUUAUCCAUGUUCAGAGGUAAUCUGACUGGGAUAUUUCGAGCCACUGUACAGCAAAGACAUACAAAAGUGUUUUCAACUGCUUCUCAGGCUAUGAUGUCAGUCCAGCAAACAAUUACUGAAAAGCUAACAAAGGAGUUCAAGCCUGUUUAUUUAGAUGUAAUGAAUGAAAGCUACAUGCAUAAUGUUCCAAAAGGUAAGCUUUACAUUAAUAUCUCUUUGGGUCAACAGAGACACAGAUUGGUUAAUGAAGUCCUAAAGGAAGAGUUGGCAACUGGGGUCCAUGCUUUGUCAAUACAGGCCAAAACACCAGAACAAUGGGACGGUAGCACAAAGACAGUACCCAAAUCCCCCCCUUGUAUGGGGGGUAGCAAAAGAUGACACGAUACUCUAUUUAUGGAAGUUUGAGUCUGUAAAUGAAUGGACGUUUUUGUAGAGUUUUGUUAAGUCAAGAAUCUUUCUAUUUUGUAUUAAUUUAAAUUUGUACUUUAUUGUUACUAAAUGGUACCUUGUCUAAAGAACUAGCCAACAAACUUUAUUUGAUUUUCUGAGUAAGAAAAUGAUGAUUAUUAUAAAUCAGAGUUCUGUUUGGUUAAAGCACAAUUCCAACCAGUUUGAAAAAUUUUCUUUUGUAGACGACGCACAAGGCUAUAUUGCAUCAUUUCAUUGUUCAUCA